CCGUCAGUGUGCACAAAGGGUUCGGAAACUGAGGCUCCGUCGCGGGCUUCUUUCUCAGCGUUGUUGACCAUCGUCUAUUCUUGAACGAUAAGAAGUGUAAAGUCGCGUGUCUCCGUUUACACAUUGGUUGGUCGCUUUCGACAUCAACAGUGUCCGAGCGAGCAGCCGUUUGCACCACAGUGUGUCUCGCGUGCUGCAACCGCAAGUAGCGAACUGUCAGCGGAAGGCCAAGCGCGAUCGCCAGGAGCCGUGUUUGUAAGUGGCGCGCCACGCGUAUCAGUCGGUCGGCUGAUCGUCGAACGAUUCGGCUGCGUGCUGUUGCUACUGGGUGAAAGAGACUUGGGCUUGCUGGAAAUCAUCCACAGGCGUCAGAGUUGAACCAAGGGCCGAAGAGGUUCGUCGACUUUUAACCUGAGCUCACCAGCCGUGUGUGACUCCUUCCAGGAAGCACUAUGCCAAGCGGACUUUUGAUCGCUGUCGGCGUCAUCGGUCUGAUCGCUGCCUUGACCGAUGCCGCCUCGAUCGGACAUGCCAGCGUCAAGGCCACGGACUGCUAUAGUGAGAUUUAUUGUACCGGAGAACUACUGAAAACUGUGCAGCUAUCUAAUAUCUACAGCGACAGCAAGACAUUCGUCGAUCUUCAACAGAUAAACGACCCUGAAAUAACUCUCGCCAACUUCUACGAGUUGAUGAAAGAAACAAACAACAAACCGACUAAAAGCCAGCUGACUCAGUAUGUUAAUGAAAAUUUCGUCGCAUCGAACGAGCUAGUAAACUGGACACUGUCAGACUGGACGAAUAAUCCCUCGAUCUUGCAACGCAUCCAAGAACCCAAGUACUACGAGUGGGUGAAAGAUCUGAACGAAAUUUGGAAGAAAUUGGCGAGGAAGGUGAAUCCUGAAGUUGCCAGGCAGCCGGAUAGGCAUAGUCUGAUUUACGUGCCCAAUGGUUUAAUAAUUCCUGGUGGUCGUUUCAAAGAGUUUUACUAUUGGGACAGUUACUGGGUGAUUGAAGGGCUACUGUUAUCCGACAUGUAUCAAACUGCCAGAGGAAUGAUAGACAAUUUCUUAUACAUGGUGCAGAAAUAUGGGUUUAUACCCAACGGUGGUAGAAUUUAUUACCUCAUGAGGAGCCAACCACCCCUAAUACAUCUCAUGGUAUCAAAAUACUUGGACUUUACUGGGGACUACGAUUAUCUGCGCAAAGUUAUACCGACCUUGGAAAGUGAGUUUGCUUUCUGGCAACAGAAAAGGAUGAUCGACGUAAAAAAAAACGGAAGAACGUACAAAAUGGGGCACUAUGCCGUCAACAGCACGAGACCUCGACCGGAAAGUUACAGGGAAGACUACGAACAGGCGCAACUACUGCCCGAAAAGUCUCGGGAUUUCUUCUACAACAAUAUAAAAGCAGGCGCCGAAAGUGGCUGGGACUUCUCCAACAGGUGGUGUAUAGCGGACAACAAUAACAGAACGCUCAGUUUACUGAAUAUCUCUACGCAGCACAUUAUACCUGUCGACCUUAAUGCGAUUCUGCAACAAAACGCCCGGCUCCUCGGCGAAUUUCACAGUCUGCUUGGAAACAAUGCGAAAUCCCAGUAUUAUCAUAAAGUAGCGUCGCAACUCCAAAUGGCUAUCGACAAUGUUCUAUGGAACGAAGAAGAAGGAACAUGGCUGGACUACGACAUGAAGAACGCGAAACCUAGGCACGCGUUUUAUCCGUCGAAUCUUGCGCCACUUUACACUCGAAGUUACAAUCGCUUACAACGCGAGCGCUACGCGUUAUCCAUUGUGAAAUAUCUCAAGACACAGAAUAUCGACACUUUCUUGGGAGGUACACCCACAUCAUUAAAUUACACGGGAGAACAAUGGGAUUUUCCGAACGCGUGGCCACCGUUACAAUCAUUUAUUGUAAUGGGUCUCUACUGGACAGGGGUUGAGGAAGCGGUGAACUUCGCCCACGAAUUGGCAUUUAGAUGGCUUGGCUCCAAUUACGCUGGCUACGUAGAAUAUAAGGAAAUGUUUGAGAAGUACGACUCGCUCACGCCGGGGAAAAGUGGCGGCGGAGGGGAGUACGAUGUGCAGUCUGGCUUCGGAUGGACUAACGGCGUGGUCUUGGAAUUCCUUAAUACCUUCCCGAACAUCAAGGUGAAGGAGAUUAGCUACAUCAACGACAUAAACACAGAAAUCAGACAAUAGCAGGUUUCAUUGGUGAUGGUGCAACGCGUAUUUUCCAACGAAUCUAGUCUACACGGAAAAACAGGGCAGCGCGUUUUAUAAAAACCCACCGUUUGUUCCAUGUGAAUCAACGUGUAUAUUUUUUUAAGAAAAUUUGUCUUCGCCGUUCACCGAUCGUUUCUUUUUUAACUAUCAUUUUCGUUAAUGUUAACGAUAGUUACAAUGACGACAGUUUUAUCUUGGACCAAACCCACAAAAGAAGAUUUUACAUGAAACGUUUGUACAAUACUAGCUGAGAUAUAAUAUUAUUAUACGUGUAACGAAAGAAAACUUAACCGACACUAGUUAAUUUAUUGUUUAGUAUUUUUAAUCGUUGAAAUUUCGUCCAUCCAGAGUGUCUUAUAGAGUUUAAAUAAUUGUUAAUGAUCAAAUAGAAUAAUUUAGAAAUGUCGUUCAUAAGGAAUAUUAGAGUUUGCUAAAUUUAUAUCAGUCAAAUAUUCACAUAAAAUUUGCGAAAAUUAUUUUUCAGUACAAUCUAAGGAUAUCAUGUAUCAAGGUAGUAAGAAUUAUCUCGAUGUCAACGAUAUUGAAUGUCAAUUAUA
Molecule: messenger RNA, 2776 nt
Organism: Bombus impatiens (common eastern bumble bee)
Lineage: Eukaryota; Metazoa; Arthropoda; Insecta; Hymenoptera; Apidae
Product: trehalase
Exons: 10
Coding region: 453-2195 (580 amino acids)
Biological process (GO): trehalose catabolic process
Molecular function (GO): alpha,alpha-trehalase activity
Source: RefSeq, a predicted model, not a curated record